GGGAAAUCUUGUGCUCCAUGCUGAGGCACAUAACUGCCUUACGACAGAUCAACUUGAUGAAAUGACCACAUCGUGCCAUCGGACAUGAGACACGAGACAAUGUCCAUCCCUCUAGCGGACAGAUUAGCCUAACCGCGCUCAUACGGCGCGGAAAUUGAACAGACUGGGAAUGCAGUUCACAACAGUUCACCUGUACUGCUGAAGAAACGCCGUUGAACAAGGCAACUUGCAGCGACAGCGCCCGAGCGCCCAUAGAGAUGGUUGCAGGUGGUCAACACAGCAUAGUGGCAGCCUUGCGCUUCACCAAAUGCCCAGCCGCGUGCAAUGUACGGCCAUCUUCUGGAUGCCAGGAUGGUGCGCUACUAGUAGGGUGUGCUCCAUGGCAGCGAGCGGGCACUACAGGAUCUGUCACAUCGGAGGCCAGUCUAAACAUAGAGAUAUGGGAUAUAUGUGCGAGAAUCCGAGGUUCUUCGCCUUACCAGACAUCGGCGUGAAAGCUUUCUAUGGAAAACACAAAGCUCUCGCAGACGCAACGGCGAUUCAACGUGCCACCGACUCGGCUUCUCUUCUCAAGCUCCGUGCACAGGCGAGCGCCAUGAAGUUGAAGCAUCAUAUCAGUGUAUCGCCGUCCGGGGCUGUACGAUUCAACGAAUGGCUGUAUAUCCCGUCGCAAACACAACACUUGCGGUCGCAGCGGCUGGCGCUGAGGCCUGUUCAAGAAGAAGACAGAUGACGUGGCAGCCGGCGACGACUCGGUAUUCGCUCAUGUAAGCUGUUCAGGGUUUAGAGAGCUGAAGUGACACGCAGGUACCUGGCAUCCAUGCG
Molecule: messenger RNA, 825 nt
Organism: Rhodofomes roseus
Lineage: Eukaryota; Fungi; Basidiomycota; Agaricomycetes; Polyporales; Fomitopsidaceae
Exons: 5
Coding region: 308-733 (141 amino acids)
Source: RefSeq, a predicted model, not a curated record